This is a messenger RNA of Zymoseptoria tritici IPO323, 720 nucleotides long. RefSeq lists its product as uncharacterized. Lineage: Eukaryota; Fungi; Ascomycota; Dothideomycetes; Mycosphaerellales; Mycosphaerellaceae. The coding region runs from base 1 to 720 and encodes 239 amino acids. The record is from RefSeq and is a predicted model, not a curated record. The transcript has 3 exons.
AUGGCUCUGUCCUUGCUAUUCGCUCUGCCUCUGUUGAAGCCUUUCGCAACCGCCGAUUUUACGACGCCCAAUAUAUGCAGCCCACGAACCGAGUCCUCAUGCGAGCAAAUCGAAGUCCCUCACUCCGCUAUACCAACACAUCAAUUGAGCAUGACUGGGACGGGCCAAUGCAUGACCACUUCCUUCGACUGCAAGUCUUUCUUCGCAGAUCCUGGCGUCCAGAGCUCUGCAGCGAAUUUAUGCCGGGUGGUGGUGUAUGAGGAGCCGGAAGUCCAGGGAGCAGUUAACGCAGUCAGCAUCAAGACCAAGAAUUCGGAAUGCAUAUCUGCAAGUGGGAGAAGCGUGAGGCUGGAUCGCACAUUGCAGUCGGAUGGCUCUGCAGCUCCUCGCUAUGUCCAGAGCAUGUGCCCAAACGCUACGAGCUGGGAUGUCUCUCUAAAAGGCGCUUUGACCAUGACGAGCACUAUCUCCGCCACGGGAGGUCCUGAUGCGCCAUCGAAUCGAACAACGGUGAUACCAGCAACCAUCACUGCCGCAGAGCAACCGCCGAAAGCGCUGCUCACUUUUCGAGGAGGAAUCUUGGGCGACGUGUAUGACCAGAACCCGAGCUUCGCGGCGCUCAUUGCUUUGAGUGCUGCGUUCUCCCGGUCGUACAAAGACGACGCGAGCGCUGCCGUCUACGGCGCGUACAUCGUCAUGGAAGACAUGAUCCCCCUCUGA